Molecule: messenger RNA, 1071 nt
Organism: Trifolium pratense (red clover)
Lineage: Eukaryota; Viridiplantae; Streptophyta; Magnoliopsida; Fabales; Fabaceae
Exons: 1
Coding region: 1-1071 (356 amino acids)
Molecular function (GO): catalytic activity
Source: RefSeq, a predicted model, not a curated record
AUGUCUAUUAAUUUGAGGGGGUGGGGUGACGCGGCGAAACUACGUCGACUGAGUUCAUUAUUACAUUCAGGUGCAUUUGAUAUGUGUUUAUUACAAGAAACAAAAAGAUCUGCUUUCACUGAUUCUAUGAUACACGGUUUAUGGGGAUAUAAAGAGGUUGUUUGGGUAGCUAAAGAAUCCAUCGGUCUCUCUGGUGGUAUGUUAUCUAUUUGGAAUAAAGAUUUAUUUUCUUUUCGUUUUAGCUUUACCGGUGUUGGUUUUUUGGGUAUUUGUGUGGAAUGGAAAAAUAGGUUGUUGUAUAUUGUGAAUAUCUAUUCUCCCUGUUCAUUGGCUGGUAAACGGAAAUUAUGGAAGGAUUUGUUAGAAUUUAAAUCAAACAAUGCUAUCGGAGAUUGGGUUUUAGGGGGUGAUUCUAAUGCUAUAUCGAAGAGUGGAGAAAGAAGAGGUAAUAGUGGCAGUAAGAGUUUGUCGGAGAGGUCAGAAUUUUCCCUUUUCAUGGAGGCUAUGGAAGUGAUCGAUACCCCGGUUCUAGGGAAGAAAUUUACUUGGUUCAAUUCUGAUGGUUCGGCAAUGAGCAGAUUGGAUCGAUUCCUUUUAUCUGAAGGUUUUAUUCACCAAGGAGGUGUAUCUUAUCAAUGGAUCGGUGACCGCGAUAUUUCUGACCAUUGCCCUAUUUGGUUAGAAUGUUCUAAUCAUAAUUGGGGGCCUAAACCCUUUAAAUUCAACAAUUGUUGGGUUGAUCAUCCAGAAUUCCUUGAUCUAGUGAAAAAAAAUUGGGCGCAAUCCGAUGUAAGAGGCACAAAGACUUUCGUUAUUUCAGAAAAGAUGAAGAGAUUGAAAGAAGCGUUGAAGAAGUGGAAUCGAGAUGUUUUUGGUUUUAAGGAUCUGUGUAUUGACAAAACAGUGAGGGAAUUGAACGAGGUAGAGGACUUAAUUGCAAAUGGGGAUGUCUACCCGACUGAUUUAAACUCGAAGGAGUUGGUUAGAAAUUUUUGGGAGCAAAUUCAUUCUAAAGAGAGUCUUCUUCGUCAAAAAUCUAGAAACGAAGUGGAUUCAAGAAGGAGAUUCUAA